CACACACAUAUAUGUACUCAGUUUGGUUACCAGCCACUCCACAGACAAAGUUCAGGUUUUUUUCUAAAUAGUUUAAAGCAAAUUCUUGGUUUGUUUAGGGCAAAUUAAUCACUCCAGAAAGUUUGAAGGAAGUCAGCCAAAGACUAACACAGACAGACUUUUGGUCGGGCGAUUGGAAGCAUAAACAGCCAUCCUGCUGUCUUUGAACCAUCCUAUGCUAUGUUUUUGUUUUGACCAGCACAGGAAGAGGGGUGAGCUACAAUGUGCACUGGAAAGUGUUCAAAGUGCAUUGGGGUCGUGUUGUUCCCAUUAGCUGUAUGUGCCAUAAUCUCCAAUCUUCUCCUGUAUUUCCCCAAUGGAACUGUUAUAAAGCCCGACCAGAUAACUGAUUUGGUUUGGUUUUUCCAUGGCAUUCUUGGAGCUGGGAUACUGGUUAUUUUGCCAGCGUUUAUGAUGCUGGGCGCAGGUGGAGCUGGAUGUUGCGCUAACAGAUGUGGGAUGCUGCUCUCUGUGCUGCUGGCUGCGCUGGGAGCUGCAGGAGGGGUAUAUUGUGUGGUCAUCUCAUCCUUGGGAUUAAUUAGUGGGCCUCUUUGUGACACUGGUGAUGGACUCUACAUCUACCCUUUCCGGAAUGACACAUUGACAGACAAUUAUUUGUUUAAUCAGACAACAUGGAGCAUUUGCAAAGAACCUGAAAACGUUAUUAUGUGGAAUAUUGUCUUGUUCUCUCUUCUCUUGGGGAUUGGUACAAUUGAAGCUGUUCUUUGCUUUAUUCAAGUCAUCAAUGGACUUAUUGGAUUCAUAUGUGGCACAUGCAUGAGGAAAAGAAAGACACAUAUUGCUGGAAUGUAAAUCACCUACAAAGAAUGCUAGUGACAAGCAUAGACCUGCGAGGAUUCACGUAUAAUCAUAAUGUGUUGUGCUGUAUUUGUGGGGAGAGAGGGACCCCAAGAUGUUCAGGAGUUUCAGAACAACUCCAGAAUAUUUUAUAAAGAUAUCUGGAUGGGGGGUGGAUUAUCUAGAACUUUUGAGGUCAAAGAUUCUUUUUUGUCUCCUCUAAGUACCCAGACUAAAUCUCUGGUAUUGGCAACAUGAUGCUGUCUUUUCAAGAGUGCCUGGCAUAUAUAAACAUUCAAUCACAAACAUUCUCCAAUUAAAAUUCACUGCUUACCCCGCAAGUGCUGCCCUAUGUAGCAAGCAUGUCACUUUGAAGUGCUGACUGUUGUAUAUGGGAAUCUGGACUGAAUGUAAUCAUUGCCAAUAUAAAGAUUUAUCAGCUUUACUGAAUUCAUCCACGCUGGUUGGAUGUCUAAAGUUGCUUAUUAAUACUCCCCAAACCCUGUCCUGGCCCUGUGUAAAACUGGAAUGGAUUCUCUGGCAGUGCUCUGUCUAUGUUUGCAGUGUCGUUGUAACCGUGUUGGUCCCAGUAUAUUAGAGAGACAAGGUGAGUGAGGUAAUACCUUUUAUUGGACCAACUUCCGUUGGUGAAAGACACAAGCUUUCGAGCUUACACAGAGCUCAUCUUCAGGUCAUGCUCUGUCUGUUUCUAUCACUUUGGUACAUAAGCACUGGUCUUCAGUCAUUUAAAGGUCUGGCUCAGAAACGGUAUUUUCAGGACCUAGCAGUAGCAAUGUUGCUUAAAUAGUUCCAAUAUUUGAAGCACAUGGAGGCCCUGUGUAGCAGGCAGUUGGCCAGUAUCUAACCUGCUUUAACCUCUGUGGAGCCAGCCUUCACUCAUACUUCUGUGUGUGCUGUAGUAGGCUGUGGUGGUCUAUAAAGUGCCAAUGCUCCACUGAAAAUCAACACUUCAAAGGCAUGUUAUAUAGCAACCAACUAGUCAAUAACUAGCCUCCUAAAAAUGUCAGACUCACUUCCAGGGGAGUCUGAUAUGAACAUCCUAGUGUAGAACAUUUUCAUACUCAGUAUUUAAUUUUUUUUAAAUUGCAUUUCUGAUCAUUCUUGUGUACGCUUUUCUGAGAAGCUAGCCCCGAAAGGCACCAAAUGGCAUCAUUCUCAGUACUACAGCAAGCACUGAAUCCACAAAGUGCUGCGUGUGAGAUCAAGCCCUAAAUGCUAAAUCCGUGUGAUUGCUAAAAUCUGUGAUUUCAGGAGUGAAUUCUUUGUCAUUUUAUUGGCCACUUCAAAGGUUAAUUCCUACAGUUGCCACUGAUUCUUCUGCUUAAGACAAAAAGUAGUAAGAUAUUUUACAUAUAUAUCAGAAGCUCUUCAAAACUGCAUAACUGUAAAGUUAGGUUACUUUGGAUCUGUUUUGUGAAAGGAGGAACCUUUGUUUCCUCUUUCAAAAAUGUUUUGACUACGGCAUUUGAUCACACAAAUGGGCAUUUUUCCCUGUGCCCAUUAGGAAUUUGCACACAGAAGUAUCCGGUCACUCGUGCUGUCACCUGACAUAUGCAUGCAGAUCCCUAAUUUGAACAAAUAAAUGCUGGUUAUGUUCAGGCAACAGGUGUAUUUUAGGGGGUGCAACUUAAGCACCAAUAUUUGAAAUUUUUGCCCAUCAUGUUUUAAAGCAUAUUCUCUUAAAUAAAAAGCAUGAGAGAAAUACACAGGUUGGCCAAGGUUUUCAAACACAAAUAAAGGAUUUGGAUGCAUCCAAAUUCUUUAAGUGGCUCCGAAAGUUCCACCUUCAUAUGCAGUGAAGUAUGCAAGGGGCUAUGAUCAGAGAUGAGGGGCACAGUACUACUGUCCCUUUUACUGCAGCAAUCUUUUUAUUUUAAAACUGCUGAAAAAUUAAAUAAAAUGCGGCGCUUUCUUUGGCUAAAUUGUGUAAAUUUUGUCCUUUCACUGCAUGAAAACGCACUGCAGAUUACCCUACAUUUAACAAUUUAAAUGCGUUGCUUAUUGUCAUGUCCUGAGAAAUGUGCAGCUGCUGUAGAGUGACCUGUAUGAACGUGCUUCUAGUGUAUUAAACCCUUUGAGCCUGAUUCUCAGUUACACUAAGGGGCCAUAGUGUAACUGAGAAUUCAGGCCUUUGUUCCUAGCACUUCAGCAGUGCUUCACAGCCAGUGUGCGAUCAAAUGGUUCACAGCCACAGUGCUGCAGCCAUGAGUUUACGCAGACAGAACCUGAUAGCAACCAGCUCCUUUCACCCACCUCUCCUCUUCACGCAGGUCCAUGUGUCUGCCCCACCCUACACAAGCUGUCAUGAAGGCCCUCUCCUAGGCCAGCUGGCCUGACCCUCGCCUGACUUUAAGCCACUGAUUCCCCUUUCCUUGCACCACUCAACUCUCCAGACAUGCCCAUAGUGCUGCUUGCUUCACUACUGCCUGCCUGCUUCUCUUUUACUAUCUGCUACUCCCACUCUCCUGUUUCUUGCCUACCCCUCUGCUCUGGCUUCUGGCUGCUCCUGCUCCUAGACUCACCCUCCUCCAUCACUCCAGCUCUGACACAGCCAAUCAUCAGCCACCUGACCACCCCGCACCCACUCUACCCCAACUAGCCUCCCACUUAAUGCUAUUUCUCCCCACCUCCCAAGGAAACCAGACAUUAACUGGCUGGAACAGGUUACACUCUAUUAUGAAGAGCUGCCUCGUUAGAUGUUGUUGCUUCAAAUGAGUUUCUGCAGUGGAAGCAAAGUAAGUGAACAGGCGGCUUGCUGCUAAGAGUUCGGUUGCAAAGAGGGGAGAUGUUAGGGAAAAGCCUAUCUUGAAUAUGGGUCAGGCAGGAGCUUUGGCACAGGGGAACUGCUUUGUAUGUGUAGCUGUGACCAUGAAACUUGGGAGAACUUAUUGGAAAAGCAUUUUCAAGGAAAAGCUGCUUUGAAACUCAUGUAAAGAAACAAUAACUAAUUAGACAACUCUUCAUAAAACACUAUAAUCUCUUACAUUGCAUUACAGCAAGCAGGAAGGAUAAAACAAUCACUAACAAACUCUACUGAGCCUGUAGGAAAAACGUUAACUCUGUUAACAAGGGAACCUAGACUCUGUCGGAACUGGGCAAAUUAUUCAUUGUGAAUACAAUUUCUUUGCAAAUUUACCCUUUUCUUCUGUUUGCAAAUUAUUCCUGUGCUGACCCUGAUUUCUGUCGCUUUAUUCAUUAUUCAGAUGUAUUUGUCAAGUAGUUUAGGCAAACAAAUUUCAGCCUAUCAGAUAUUCAUGAGCAAUCUACUAGGACUGGUCACUUAAGUCACAUGGUAUCAUUUCUGCUCCCUGAUUGGAUGAUUGAAACUUUUUAAACAGGAGGAGAAGAGAUGAUGAAAAAAACACACUUCUAAUGUUCUGAUGAAUAUACAGACACUGUGGUCACUAGUGGGGAGUAGGGUUGCCAACCCUCCCAGUCUCGCCGUGAGUCUCCCAGAAUCAGGCUCUAUCUCCUGGAAGCUAUUGAAGCCAAACCAGGAGAUUUUAGGUGCUAAAAGUCUGGCGGCGCAACGGG
Chrysemys picta bellii (western painted turtle) is the source of this 4392-nucleotide messenger RNA. Its product is annotated as transmembrane 4 L6 family member 1-like. Gene Ontology annotation, cellular component: membrane. Lineage: Eukaryota; Metazoa; Chordata; Testudines; Emydidae. The record is from RefSeq and is a predicted model, not a curated record.